Molecule: messenger RNA, 1944 nt
Organism: Puccinia graminis f. sp. tritici CRL 75-36-700-3
Lineage: Eukaryota; Fungi; Basidiomycota; Pucciniomycetes; Pucciniales; Pucciniaceae
Exons: 7
Coding region: 1-1944 (647 amino acids)
Source: RefSeq, a predicted model, not a curated record
AUGUUUUCUGCAGGAAGCAGCGGUCAUCUUUCACCUAGCGAUAUGUUCAUUUUAUCAACCAAGGCGAUUCCGGCGCCAAGAAAACUGCUCUCGCAAAUUAUCUUGUUAGGAUUGAUUGCGAGGAAGAUCUGCGCCACAUUCCCGAAAAUUUUGGCGCCUGAUUUCGAUGAGUUCCUCACUUCCAGGGGUCAUGCCUCAGCACAGGUUGAAGAGUCGAGAAAGCUUUCAAUGACAGAAAUCGUCCAAGGGAUCAAUGGCUAUCCCCAUACUUCUCAACAUGAUGCUGCUCCAAACCAAGUCACGGCAGCAGACGAGCGGCAGACUAGCGUCAUCCUAGGGCAGCUUGGGACAAAAAGAACGGCACCAAUGCUUGACUUUCCCGAAGGCGAAGGAUUUAGCGACGAGCACCCUCCCAAUUCGGAACACUCCAAUGGUCACGAUCAAGUGAGGUCAACAGAUCCAACGCAGAAAUCGAAGUCUGGGCCGGAAGGAGGCUCGACCAGUUACUCGCCAAUAGAUCCAAUCACAGGACUUGGCACGUCUACUGACCUCACCAAUUCAAAAAUCCGGCAAGAUUUCGAAGAUCGAGUGAUGAGACCUUUAUACGAAUGUGAUGUUGAUUCCUUGGCCCUCCGUCUCAAAGAUGAAGCUGCAGAGAAUUUCGGGAUCCUGGCGAGGGAUCUUGUGAAUCAGUUCGGCAGGAUUGUUGAUGGUUUACCAACCCCUGCUGUCAACCACCAGCCAGGGACCCUAAACUUGGAGCUAUCAUUGGCACCUGCACAACCUUUUCCGAAGAACUUCGAUCGUGUGGGUGGACGUAUCUCCAGGAGAAUGUCGGGAUUUUGGCACCUUUUACAGAAUGACGAUCACUUCCAUCCUGACAUCUCCGAGCCCAUCCCAAAGCACAGAAUAUCUAAUUGGGUGAUGGGUAAAUUUCUCCCCUUCUUCGAUAUCACAACAACAUACCUAUCUUAUGACUUGAAGCUAGCCUUGGAAGAAAGUCGAUUUACUGCAGAUAUUCAUAGUCUCUUGAAACACUUGAAUCCAAGCACUUGGCAGGCGGUAGUACGGACGAUUCUGAUUGCACAAAUCAAAACCGUGUCAUACAACCAUGAAAAACAACCAAGGAUUAAUGAGCUCCUCGAAUUGCUCAUCAAAUUUGAAAAAGCCAGCCCACUUGACAGGAAAACAUCCUAUAAAUCUGUCCAUGAUUCCAGAGUGAUCGCUUUUGUCACAAGUUUGAUCAACCACAUUAUGGAAACACCUGAAGCUAAAAGACGGAGACAUGCUGGGAAUGGCGUCCUUGACCAAUUCGAGGUACUGAGGCAUUAUUACUUGAACAAUAUGUCACAAUACAUGUUGCAAUAUCACAUCCGAGAUGUUUCAGAUGAAAACAUGGCCAAGCUCAGAGAGAAAAGCGUUUACCCACAACUCCAAGCGUACGAUGAGGCAGCAAUGCUUUAUUCGGAUGCGCUCAAUUCAGCCUAUGCCAAAUAUGGGGAACUCCUUCUGAAAUUGCCAGAAAUUGAGCUAGAAGAGAAAAGAACUGAACUACCAGGAUUCCGACUAAUUUAUUUAACUAACAGAAGCCAAAGAAAUCAUGCUUUGAUAUUUUCUUUGGGGAGGGACGAAGAACUUCCAGUGAAAUACGACCAACCAAUCCCGACGGAAGGCUUUAUCGGAAUCGAGAAGCCCAAUUAUAGGCUCAGACAUCUGCUUGAUCGGGAUCGCAAUUCUUAUCCUGUUUGGCGGAAAAUCAUGGAUGAAAAUCAUCGAGAAUCCAAGUCCCUUCAUCCAAUGCCCUCGACGAUUUCCUUCCUUGAAGAGGAGAGUCGGCAAAUUAGAUUCACACUUCAAGAGAUACUUCCCCGGCUUCCCCUAGGAGAACAAAUUUCCAAAUUGGAAGAAAUGUUAAAAUACCCUUUUUAUGAGGAUAAUCGGUAA